AUGUUCCCGUGCCGGCCGCUGGUGUCCCCACCGCUGCCGCAGGCCCUCGCCGCCGAGGCGCCCGUCUCUGUGCGGCGGUUGCGCGUGGUGCGGUGCAUGGCCAAGGAGCGGCGGGUGCGGAUGGUGGCGAAGAAGAUCCAGCGGGAGCUGGCGGACAUGCUGACCCGCGACCCCGUCAUGCAGCGCGCCGUCCUCCCCGAGGCCGCCCUCGGCGCCAACCGCUACCUCUCCUCCCCCACCACCAUCACCGACGUCGAGCUCUCCAACGACCUCCAGGUGUGCAAGGUGUGUGUGUUCGUGUUCGGGGACGAGAGGGGGAAGAAGGUGGCCAUGGCCGGGCUCAAGGACAAGACCAAGUACCUCCAGGUCAUGCCCGAGCUCUCCAACGACCUCCAGCUGAGGAACCUCCUGUGGGCUACUUCCAAGCAUGAUGUGUACGUGAUGCAGAACUAUUCUGUGAGGCAUUGGUCGUCCUUACUCCGGAGAGGAAAAGAAGUGCUCAACGUGGCAGGCCCAAAUCAGGAUAUGCAGGGAGGUCGGCCCUUGUCCAGGGUGAAGAUCAGCACCAUGACGGUGAAAGACAACCUCCUGGCGGCUGGUGGUUUCCAUGGGGAGUUGAUCUGCAAUGUAAGGAGGCUGGAGUAG
Messenger RNA from Triticum dicoccoides, 645 nucleotides. RefSeq names its product probable ribosome-binding factor A, chloroplastic. Gene Ontology annotation, molecular function: ribosomal small subunit binding. The transcript is spliced from 4 exons. NCBI's taxonomy places the organism in Eukaryota, Viridiplantae, Streptophyta, Magnoliopsida, Poales, Poaceae. Bases 1 to 645 code for a protein of 214 amino acids. Gene Ontology annotation, biological process: ribosome biogenesis; rRNA processing. The record is from RefSeq and is a predicted model, not a curated record.